UGCACCAGCGCCCCGCGCCGCCAGCCAUUGUCCCCCGCUCCCCGCCGCUGCAGGAGGCCAAGCCGACCCGCCCGCGGGGUCUCUCUCAGAUUUUAAUAUCAGAAAAUUGUGUGUCUCUGAUGAGAACUUUGCUUAGGACCCGUAUAUCGCUUUCUGCUGCGAUUCUCUGUGCUUGACUUGGAGGUCUUGAAAGAAGCUGCACGCUGCUGCAUGCAGUUACAGUAAGUGUUUGGGUCAUGAAACUUAAUCCACAGCAAGCUCCGUUAUAUGGUGACUGUGUUAUUACAGUACGACUGACUGAAGAAGCUGAACUUGAAGAUGAUGUAGUGUUUUACUUGGUGUUUACUGGCUCUGCUGUCCAACACUGCACAAGCACUAGAAAAAUUAAUCAUGGGACAUUGGAGACCAUUGCUCCUGGCCAUGACUGCUGUGAGACAGUGAAGGUGGCACUUUGCGCUGCCAAGGAAGGGCUUCCUGUUCUAGUGGUGGCAGAGGAAAGUUUUCAGUUCAUUCAGGAUGAGGCCUAUGAUGCAGCUCAGUUCCUAGCAACCUGUGCUGGAAACCAGCAAGCACUGAACUUCACAAGAUUCCUGGACCGGUCAAGGCCUCCCUCUGGGGAUGUGGAUUUUCUGGAUGAGAAAGUGGUUUUGGCAUUUCGGCAUCUGAAACUGCCAGCAGAAUGGAAUGUGUUGGGAACAGACCAGACGCUUAAUGAGAGUAGCCCCCGGGAGACAUUGUUGCAUUUUGCAGUGAGGCUGGGCCUUCUGAGGUUGACAUGGUUUCUGCUACAGCAGCCAGGAGGAAGAGGAGCUCUUUGCAUCCGCAACAACGAAGGGGCUACACCUGUGAGCUUAGCCUCAGAGCGGGGCUAUCAGAAGCUGCAUCAGCUUUUGACACAAGAGGAAGCUGGUGAACCAGAGUCUUGGAGCACUUUGUCUCAUAUAGUGCACUCGGGGGACUACUGUGUGAAAUACCACUGUGGGCUGAAUGUUUAUAUGCUAACGGCUGAAGCCAAGGAAGGAGCAAAGGCCAGCAUGGAGCAUGACAUCGAGCAACUCCAGAAAUUCAUAGCAAGCCACCAGCACACGAGUGCAGCCAAACAGCCAGAGCCUGAGCUGAGAACUUCAGAGGAUAACUGCAACAUAGGAACAGAGGUGGAGGGUUUUCUGGCUGCUGCAGCCCCCCUCUCGGAAGAAAUGCCAACAGAAGGAAGCAAAGAAUGCCCUCCUGCACUGGUUGACUUUGAUGUGAGGCAGCUCUCAGCCCCAAUGGGCCACAAGGAGAACCAGUGUGACAGUGGGAAUUUGGAAGUGCUUAACGACACAUCAAGUGAUUUGUUGAGCCUGGCGCGUGUAGAGAACCCAGGGUUUUCCGAUGAAAGUAAAAACACAGCUACGUUGAGUAAAAAGGAAGAGGAGGGGCCAGCCGCUAUUGUAGACUCUGGGACUGUAUCAGAUAAAAAUGACUGCACACUGAGCUCGGCUGCUGGAGUAAACGGUGCUGCAAGCCUAUCCUGUGGAAAUACAAAUGAGGAAACCGGAAUGACAUCCACUGGAGUUGUUUUGAGUCAAGCCAGCCUGUGUAGUAGAGAUAAUACCCAACAGGAAGUGCAAAUCGUUGAAGAGUGCACAACUGAAAGCUCUCUUCCUGUGCCUGAAGCUGCAUGCAAAGCCCAGACGCCCUGGGAGGGUGUGGAUGUGGCUAUGGGCCAGGCAGAAUGCAAGAACUGUACAGGGUCAGUGGAUGCUGCUUCAAUCCAGCAGCGUGUAGAGAAUGGAGAGGAUGAGACCUGGGGUUCAAAAACUUCAAGUCUGAAAGAGCAGCCCCCAGCAAGUGGGGAGUCAUUCCAUGCUACUGAGCCCUUUCUUGCAGCGUCACCAAAAUCUCCAAGAAAAGAUGGGGAAUGUGGAGAUGGACAAGAGAUGCAGGCACAGGAUAGUGCAAAUGCACGUGUCAACAAUGAUAUUAUCCCUGUUGGCCAUUGGGAGACAAGUAGCAGCGAAGAGAGUGGAACAGACCCAAACACCAAAAAUGCAAAGAUUGGUUUGGCAGCGGGCUUAGUCCAAGGUGAACCCCUUGUAACGCAGAGGCAGAGUAUGGUUGCCAACACUGGAGAGGAGCUGCUGGUUGUGACUAAAAUAAAGGUUUCAGAGAAUGCAUUGAAACAUGAGCCUGUUGUUUUGGAAGUGAAUAACAAUAGUAAGAGUGGUGAGCAGGGCGUGCACGCGGAAGAUGGAAACGCAGACCUUGGGCUGAAUGAACUGGUUUUGAGUAACAAAGUGGAGAAUAAUUCUGAAAUGAAAAACAGUCCCCUUGAGAGGCCUGGUCCGAGUGAUGCAGAGACUACGUGCUCCCUUGAAAGCAGUAAAACUAUUGCAAUUGUAAAUGAAGGCGAAGGUGACAGUGAAGCCCUUAAAACGAUGUCACUAGGAAUGGAAACUACUGGCAGAGAAAGCACAGAUUCAGCAGAGGAAGGCCAGGUGUCUGCUGGCAAUUGCCACCCUGAGAAUCAAAGUGUUUUAAAAGGUGAAAUGUGUGACAGCUUAAAACCAGACACUGCUUCAGCUAGCAAAAGUGAGCCUGGGUCACAACCUCCAUUUGACGCAGGUUUGUCCUCAGCAGGAAAAGAGCCUCUGCAAAACCAAUUGGUGGCAUCAGAAAGCAUUUCUGAACAGGAGGGGGCUGGCAAGCAAAUCAAAUCAUUCUCAUCUCCCUUAUUUAAAGAAGAUUUACAACAGGGACAGGCAAUUGGUCAGGAGAGAGAGGCUGCAGUGGCACCUCCAGGACAGGAGGCAUCUGUGCAUGGUAAUGAUCCUGUCUUCUCUUCAUGUGGCAUGGGCACAGAGUGUAUCCAGGAUAAUUUAAUGGACACACCCUCUGCAAUUCAUAAUAAAGGAUCUAAACAAAACCAGGAAGUAGCAGCAGUAGCAGAGACAGCAGUGCUUGCUGAACAGGACAGUUCUGUGCAUGGUAAGAUACCAGCAGAAACUAGUUUGCCUAAAGACGGGGGAAAAGAGGGCUCUGAUGAGCAAAGUCUGUCACAGCCGGCUGAAGAAAGUAAAGCUGAACCUAGUCAGGAGCUAUGUGAAAGUGGGACACUUGGCAAAGAGAAGGGUUUGUCCGAGGAGCCUGCUUCUGCUGCUGUUGUGAAAUCCUCUGUUUGCAGUCAGGGCGAGGAGUCUGCAGCGACUGACAGUAACGCAGAUAUUGGGCUGAAAGGGGAAAUCUCCUGUCAGGAAGCAGAUGACAAUGCAACAGUGGAUGCAGAAGAAAGUAUUGUACAAGGGCCUGAAUCAGAGUACAAAUCGCUGGAUGCGAAGAAUGACCCUCCUCCUGACACAAUGUUGAACCAAGAAUGUGAUCUCAGUCAGGGGGCACAGGGAGGCUUUCUGCAAAACAAAGUGCCAGAAUUAAAGGAGGUCUCUGUUAUGGAAGCACCUUCUGUUGCCUUUGAGAAUAAGGCACCUCUAGGUGUAGCUGAAACAUCCACAAUACCAGGUGAUCCAGAAGAGGAGGAGGAUAUGAAUAAUGUACUCUCCAGAGCAUCACUUCAGCCUAUUGCAGAAGAACCCCCCUGCGACAGCGACUCCAGCACUGACACCAUUUGUUUGGCCAGUGAGAGUGAAGUUGGGUGUGAAGUUAAAGAAGCCCAGCAACAGGUCUUGGAUUGGCCCAAAAAAGAUCAAGAGGAGCAGAACAAUGCCAUGCUGGAAGCGUGUCUCUCACAGUCACAGCCGUACAAUAUAAAUGGUGCUGGUGAGCUUACAGAUGACGUGGGGGCAAAGAGCAUGGUUCCAGAGGCUGAGGGCUCCUGGCUGGAUAAAGUUGCCAGUAUGGUGAAAAGUCCGGAUGGAUUUGUUCCUAUAUCAGAAACUUCUUCCAUCCCUGAGUCUGCAGUUGGGAAGCUAGAGUGUGUACCUGUUGGGGUUCUCCCCCCAUCUUCUCUCGAAGCCCGAGUGAUUAUGGGAGACGUCCUUAAUGGAGAUAUGGAUUUAAGUUUGCAGUUUGGUGAACCAACGAAUCGGGGGGAUGCAAGCUCAGAAGUGCUAGGAUCUGAGUCUGUUACAGAAAAGCUGGAGAUGAAAACUGAAGAUGAGGUGGAUUUUUUGAAAGACCUCAGAGAGCAUGCAGUUUCUGAAGGAACAAUAAAUCGUGAAAGCUGGUGUUCAAUAGAGCCAUGUUCAGAUCCUUCACUGCUGGAGCCGACGCAAACUCACGAAUCUAGAGAAUGUGAAAAUUUCCUGGAGGAUGGGUUGAGGGGAGACUGUGCCUCAUCGCACAGUGUCCUGAAAAGAGAAACUGGAAGCGAGUCUGAACUCUUCCCCUUGCCUGGCGAUGGGAUGGAUGACAUCGUCUUUGGAAAGCCUGAAGAGGAACAGUCUGCUUGUGAUGUCACCAGUUCCAGCUCAUCAGCAGAUGACACAGUCUCUUUGGAGAGAAAUUCUUCUCUUGGGAGUGACAUAUCCCUUCCACAUGCUCUAAACUUCAACAGGCCUAAGGAGAGGCACACUCUGGAUGGAAACGGCAUUGACAUGGGAGCUGCAGGGGGACGGGAGAGUGAACUUGGUGGCUCAGGCGAGAUGGAAGAGGAGCUGGACAGUAUUACAGAAGUGCCUACCCACUCCUCUGUCUUAAGAAAUUCCAUGCGACCACUGUCACCAUUCCGACGGCACAGCUGGGGGCCGGGAAAGAAUGCUGCCAAUGAGGCAGAAAUCAAUCACAGGAGUUCAACGCGAGUUCUGGGGGAUGGUAUAAGGAAGCCUCCCAUUCAUAGGAGAAGUUUGAGCUGGUGUCCCUCUGGCGUACAGUACAUUCCCAUGGGUGCUGACUUUAAUUGUAGAAGUUACAGCCUAGAAGGCCUUGCAGGAGACUCCGAUGAUAACAAGAAGCCCUCCUCAAAUUUAGAGACUUCCUCUUUGAGUUCCAGAGACCUCAGGCGAAGUCCACUUGCUAGUGAUGAACGUGGCUCCUUGGUCUCACUCACUGAAGAGGAAGUAGAAUCUGAGCAGGGGGAAAUAAGAGGCUUUGACCGUCAGAUGCGCCAAAGAUCACAGCCGCAUGGAUUUAAUUUCUGUACUUCUGCCACUUCUUCUCCGCUGACCAAAUCCAUUUCGCUAAUGACAAUCACUCAACCAGGACUAGACACCCAGAGACGGACUCGACCAUGCGGACGAAUCUCCUUCUCCUUCAACAUCUCUCCACUCAUCCCUAAGUCUAAAACUCUCUUUUCUGUUGGCUCUUCUUCCAGUGGUGAGGAGGAGGAGUUGGAUAGCACACGAUCGUUCAACAGCACCAGUAGUUCAUUGUCUCAGAGUGUGUCUGAAGAGAGCGGCAACUUACUGGUUCCCUGCCCCUCCAGGAAAGAUUUAGAAUGGAAAAGUGGAACAAAAGUCAGUCGCACCUUCAGCUACCUCAGGAAUAAAAUGUCCAGCAGCAAGAAGAGCAAAGAAAAAGAGAAAGAUAAGGAGAAGACGAAAGAGAAGGACAAAGAUUCCAAGGAGAAAGAAAAAGACAAGAAGAUGCUAAAUGGACACCUCUUCAGUGCAACCCCUACCGUGGGUCCAAUCAACUGUUACCACUGUAUGAAACCUUUCAACAAAGAUUCACACCUCUGUGCAAACUGCAAUGCAAUUGUUCACAAAGGCUGUAAGGAGAGUCUCGCAUCCUGUGCAAAAGUCAAAAUGAAGAUACAAAAGGGGAUGCUUCAGGCACACGAUACCUCUUCGUUACCCACAGUAAUUAUGAGAAACAAGACCUCACAACCUAAGGAGCGCCCUCGAUCUGCAAUACUUGCCCCUGAUGAAAACACAGUAACCUCAAUAUUCAAUAACAGAAGAUCACAGCAGACCCCAACACUUUCAAAAAGUGUCUCAAUACAGAACAUUGCAGGAGUUGAUAAUGAUGAAAACAUGAUACAGACCUGGAAAUACCUGUCACAGUCAACAGACUCUUUACAUAAAAUCAGCCGGGUGAAUGAAUCCACGGAGUCGCUAACUGAUGAAGGUGCAGACAUGAAUGAAGGACAGCUCAUGGGGGACUUUGAGAUGGACUCCAAGCAGCUGGAGGCAGAAUCCUGGAGUCAAGUAGUGGACAGCAAGUUUUUGAAGCAGCAUAAGAAGGAUGUCGUCAAACGGCAAGAUGUCAUAUAUGAGCUGAUGCAGACAGAGAUGCAUCACGUCCGCACUCUGAAGAUCAUGAGUGAUGUGUACAGCAGGGGGAUGAUGCAAGAGUUGCAGUUUGAACAGCAAAUGGUGGAAAAGGUCUUUCCUUGCCUGGAUGACUUGCUGAACAUCCACAACCAGUUCUUCCAGCGGAUUCUGGAGAGGAAGAAGGAGUCUCUGGUGGACAAAAGUGAAAAGAACUUUGUUAUCAAGAGGAUAGGAGACAUCCUGGUGAAUCAGUUUUCCGGUGAGAAUGGGGAGCGAAUGAGGAGAACGUACGGCAAAUUCUGCGGGCACCACAACGAGGCUGUAAAUUAUUUCAAAGACCUGCAGUCAAAAGAGAAGCGGUUUCAGGCAUUCAUCAAGAAAAAAAUGAGCAGCACGGUGGUGAGGCGCCUGGGGAUUCCUGAGUGCAUCUUACUGGUAACUCAACGGAUCACAAAGUAUCCCGUGAUAUUACAAAGAAUAUUACAAUAUACCAAAGAAAACGAAGUGGAGCAUCAAGACUUGACCCAGUCGCUAAACCUGGUUAAAGAUGUGAUAGCUGCGGUCAAUAGCAAAGUCAGCAACUAUGAAAAGAAAACGCGUCUUACCGAGAUCUACACCCGGACGGACAGCAAGUCCAUCAUGAGGAUGAAGAGUGGCCAGAUGUUUGCCAGGGAGGACUUGAGACGUAGGAAGCUCAUCCGAGAUGGGCCUGUCUCACUGAAAAACACAGCUGGGAGACUGAAAGAGGUUCAGGCUGUUCUCCUCUCAGACAUGCUGAUAUUCCUUCAGGAAAAAGACCAGAAGUAUGUCUUUGCCUCAUUGGACCACAGAUCCACUGUAAUCUCUCUGAAGAAACUGAUUGUACGAGAAGUGGCCCAUGAGGAAAAGGGUUUAUUCCUAAUUACCACCGUAGUGAAAGAUCCAGAGAUGGUAGAAGUCCAUGCCAGCUCCAAGGAGGAACGCAAUAGCUGGAUACAAAUAAUUCAGGACACAAUUAACACCAUGGACAAAGACGAAGAUGAAGGAAUCCCUAGUGAAUCAGAACUGGAAAAGAGAGUGUUGGACACCAAAGCCAGAGAAUUAAAAGAACAGCUUCAGCAGAAAGAUCAGCAGAUCCUGGCGCUGCUGGAGGAAAAGGAGAAGAUUUUCCGGGAUAUCACUGACUGUAGCAUGCAAGAGGAUGGCUCGGUCUCCAGAGUGCUGUUCAGGUCCAGUACAGAGGAGGCACAAAAAGGGGAGACCAUUAUGAAAAGUGCAAUAAACGAGGUUGAAUAUUUGCAAAGCUUGAUCAGUGGGAGUCUAGGGAGUGCACUUGGGGCUGCUGACCUGCUGCCAAACUCUGAGCAAGAAGGGGGAGUUGGCCCCAUCUCCCUUCCUAGAAGAGCAGAAACUUUUGGAGGAUUUGACAGUCAUCAGAUGAAUGCAUCCAAGUGUGGAGAGAGAGCUGAAGGUGACGAUGCUCAGGAUCUCCGGAGAACAGAAUCAGACAGCAUUUUGAAGAAGGGGGGAAAUGCUAAUUUGAUGUUCGUGUUGAAAAGAAACAACGAGCAUGUUCUCCAAAGCAUUACGUACCUCCACAACCUGCUCAGCACUUUGCAGGGAAUAGUGUUGCAGCAGGAUACUUAUAUUGAGGAUCAGAAGCUGGUUCUCAGUGAGAGAGCGCUGACACGGAGCUCCUCCCGGCCAAACUCCUUGAUCGAGCAAGAGAAACAGCGGAGCCUGGAGAAGCAACGCCAGGAGCUGGCCAACUUGCAGAAGCAGCAGGCCCAGCACCAGGAGGAGAAGCGGAGGAGAGAGAAGGAGUGGGAGGCCCGGGAGAAGGAGCUGACAGAGCGGGAGGUGCGGUUGGCCCAACGAGAGGAGCAGGCACAGAAGGGGCACCAAGAUCUGGAAAGGGAGAAAGAAGAGCUGAAGCUGAGGAAAGAAGCCUACCAGCUGGAUCUGGAGCGGCUGCGAGCAGCACAGAAACAACUGGAGAGGGAGAAGGAGCAGCUCAAGAGAGAUGUGGAGCGAUUACCCCCAGUGCAGAUGGAGCCUGACCUCAGACAGGUUUCAAACCCCCAUGAUAAAAUGGUGAGGAUCCCAUCCCAGCCCACCAGUGAGGACUCCAAGCAGGACAGUUCUUCCCUUCCCAAACAGGGGCACUUUGAUGCAGGACUGUCUGUAUCACCCAAAAGGAACAGUCUGUCAAGGACACACAAAGAGAAAGGCACUUUCCACUUGCUUAGUGCAACGAACCAGACGAACAAGGCAGCCGAGGUGCAGCAGUCCACCCGCCUCUUCGGUUUAUCCAAGCCAAAGGACAAGAAGGAUAAGAAGAAAAAGGGCAAAGGACACCGCUAUCAACCUGGUGAUGCUCAUUCAUCAGAAGCACCACCAGAUGGCGAGGAGAUCUUCUGCUGAAUGUCUGCUCCUAAUUCUGCAGGGAUGAGCCUCCCUCUCCACUGUACUGUGUUAGACACUGUACAUGCAUCUGAUGGGGCCAAAGCAUGAGCAGCUCUCCCUCUACACAUCAAUCAUUCUCAGCCUUUGUACAGCGGAAACCUCCCCUCCCACGUUUUGCAGCACACUCCUGGCUCCUGCACCCCACCAGCUCUCUAUGUGUUAAAUAAAACAUUUGUAAAGGCUGCACAUGGUGGGAAAGGGGCUCUGUCCUGUGGUUUUUUAAUGAAUUCUGGCUGCAGAGGCUGACCACACUGCAAACAGCACCCACUUUGGGUGCAAAUCUUGGCUGAACGUAGGAAUAGAUGUUCCCAGUCUCUUCUUACUGCUAAAGGAUGAAAGACUAUGGCCCAAGGGGUCUGUGCCUCCAAUUCUCCUUUCUGGGGAAUACAAUCAAAACCAAGCAUUUAGCAAAAGCCCAGGACUCUGAAAAUGGUGCGUACACACUGGCAUAUAGAUAUAGUGUAUAUAUAUAUAUGUAUGUGUCUAUGUAUCCACUGGGAUAUAUUUACAGUCUGUACAGACAAGCUGGGUUACCUGAUGACUUUCAGGGCGCAUGUAGAUAUUAAAUAUCUUAGCCUUAAUGCUCAGAGUGUAUCUUUAUUAGCCCUCAUGCCCCUUCCAAGCACAUUGUAUGUUACAUGCUUCAUUUCAGAAAGGUAGCAAACACUAGGCAGCAGCAACAGUGUAAAAAAAAAUACAUUGAAAGUUACUCCCAAAGGAUUUCUUUGGGGCAGAGGAAUUAAAAUUUAAUCCAUUUCCAGCACCAAACCUAAUGUCUUUGGAUGUGUUAAAAACACGAUCCAAAAAGGAUGCUGUACUUGUGAAUUAAUCCCAGGAAGCCAGAACUGACCGUGUUCAAGUGACAACUGCUUUUUAAUGUGUGUGAGUUACAGUCUGUUCUCUCCUCUUCCUGAGCAAGGCUUUCUUUGUCAGAUUGUUUCUCAAGCAAGAUGUCAUUUCGGAUGAACACUGUUUUGUUACAAAUUCACUGCCCCAUCAUAAAACCCCAUGAGAACCUUCCAUUCGGGAAUCACUUUUUUUAACCUACUGCCAGUGAUUUUCUUCCCCUGGCAUUUCUUAGUGAUACCAUCUGUAUGAUCACUGGGCUUCUGUUUCUCCAGAUUCCAUCAGCUUGUAUAGCUCAUGUCUAACCCAAAGCAACUUGCAGAGCACUGUGUGCAAGUCUCCUAGCAGCUCUUUGCCUCAGUUUCUCCAUCUGCAAAAUUGGGAUCAUAAUCAUUCCCUGUGAGAAUUAGCAGAUGUGCCCCCAAUGCAUUCAUGAUGCAAGGUGUUAUACAAAUGCUAAGUAUGGUGGUAAUGUGUGAAGACCAAGAGCAUACAUACACAAAGCUGAAUUGUUUGUAAAUUCAUUGUUAUCUCCACACACCUCAGGAGAUUUGCCUAAGCAGAUUUGUAAAUGUCAUGAGACUCUAUCCGCUUGGAUCCCUUGAGCAGUUUGAAGCGGUUGUGGUCAUUUCUUUUCCCAAAGAUUCUCCUUUUUAAAAAAAAUUUGCACUAUGUUUUGAUUCUUAUUUGCUUUAUAUCUCCUCACAAGCUAGUUACGUGCAGUAGAUUUCAGAAUUCAGUGCUAGCCUUUUUAAUAAUUAGCAACCGCAACAUGGGUGCUUAGAUUGGUCUAUCUCGAUCAGUGGACUCCUGAAUAGCCUGCUUGCUUUUGAAGCUCUCUAAACAAUUCGUACUCAAAAAACAAAACAAAACAAAAAGUAGUAAGAUGUUUUCUGAGGUUAUAUUUUUGUUUUGUUUUUUUUUAAAUAUUAUUUGGUGCUUGUUCUUAAUUGCAAGCUGGGCUUGCAAAAAUAUUUAUCUUUCUGUUUAUUUGAAAGAGAUCUGGUUUAGAAAAUUUUAUUUUGUUUAUUUUUUUAUUUUUCUUUUGUUUUUUUAAGAUGAGCUCAAUCAACCCAAUGGUUUUAUUUUGUCAUUGCACAGUACAAACCAGGGUGUGUUCAGUGCUGCAUAGCAGCCCGUGUCCUGCCUGAAGAGCGGUUAGGUACAAGUGAUUCCGGCUGGAGAGCUACUUUCAAGGCAAAAUAUCUCCAGGCCAGAUAAAAAUUUGGGAAGAGAGGCAGUGGUUUUUGGCUGGAACCUUGCUGGCCCUCCGUUUUCUUGUUUAAACAGGUUUGUGUUAUAUAUUCCCAUACCUCUUGGAGGCAAGGUAAAAAGCCAAAUACUGCGCUUGGUGGGGAGGGCCUGAUUCUCUGCCGUUGAAAAUCAGUGGGUGUCUUUCCAUUGGCUUCAGCGGGCAUUGGUUCAUCCCCUAAGGCUGGAGUGUGAUCUUUCAAAAUAGGAAAAAGCAGCAGCCAUAGCUAAUUUAAAGAACCUCUGCCGUAAUAUUCGCCUGUUUGUGAAAGUGAAUGUGCUAAAAAGAAAUUUGGGACCCCAAUCCAGUGUAUGGCAUGGUUACCACUUUGUACCCAGAACUUGGCUGGCUGGUAUUUUUGAAGGAUCCCGUUUAGUUUGUAGGAGCAUUUGCCUGUGUAAGUGCAUUCUUCUGCCCCAGUGGUACAGCUCCUCUCCCCAGAGCCAGCACUUCUAGACCUUACAAAACAGCACACCUAAAUAGAGGCACCUCCCCCAGGGGCAGUGGGGCUGGAUUGCUUCUCUCUCUAGUCCUAUUGUAAAUAGAAUGGCAUUCAAUGCACUGUAUAAGCUCAGUCUGGAUUUCACCAAGCGGCUGGCUGCCCAUGUUGUUAAAGUUAUUUGUGUUUGUAUUGUCAUGAACAGAAACCCUUUGUCAUUGGAGAAUACAAAUUGCUGUGUGAUUUGAUUAUAUUCGAUUAAAGUCUGUAGUCCCGCCCUCCUCUUUCCUCCAUUUUUUCAUUUUUAGGGAACUGAACGUUGUUUUUUUUAUCCGUUUUGCUCAAGUUUUCCUUGAAAAGUUGGAAGUGGUUCGUGGAGAUGGAUUCCCACCCUGAUCAUCCCUGCAGAUUAUCCAGCAUUACCCAGGUGUAGUGUUAAGUGGGUCAGUUUUAGCAGCACCGAUGUUUUAUUUUUUUCCUUUCCUGGCCUUCAUUAAUGAAUUAUGUUGUUCCAUUUCCAUGCUUGGCAUCUAACUCGUGUUUCUUGAGUGCACUUUAUUUCUUAGCACAAACCUGACAUCCCACUGGGCUUCUAAGGCAUGGGUCCUCUCAAAAGUCACCUGCUAUGUGUUGCGCUGCUGCUGCGCAGGACAGCAGAGUUCACAAGUGGCUGCAUGAAUUGCUUACUGGUGCAGGGAAAAGAGUCAUUUGCAAGGAGCUGCAGUUUGAGCUCCCUUUGCUAGUUUGUCAUUGAUGGGAGCGUCAGAUCUCCCUUAGGCUUGUGGCGAGGCUUGGCAUGGUGGCUAUUACUCCAUAGUAGAAGGAGCUUCAGAGAAUAGCAUAGUGAAGGAUGCUAUUUCAGCAUAAAAUAUAUCAGGUGUCAGAAUUAGGGAACUUCUGGCCACACCAGCAAUCUAUGAUCAGACUGCAGCUGUAGCAGAUGGUCCCUAGAAUCAAAGGGAUUGCCUGGGAUUUGAUGUCAUCAUCUUUUAAGUGAAGUGAUCAUCUCAAUAUAUAAUUUUCUGUGGUGUUCGAUGCCAUAAAGCGCUUUAAAUGGAAUCUGUCUUGUCACUUCCUUUGCUGAUUUUUGGUUAUAUUGAGACAAUCAGGUGAAUUCCUUCCCCUCCCCAUCCCUAAUACAGUCUGGGAAGGAGGUUAGAAGUUACAAAAUAUUUAAGUGUGAAGUCUGCAUAGUUUAGGCUUUGAGGAGAAGAAAAGCCGUGGUGGAGAAGAAGCUUUCCAUGUCAUUCUUUUUAGCCCAAAGUUCAGAAUGUAUUAAUUUUACCACUGUCCCCUUCUAAAUGUAGUGAGCUGAGAACCCUCUCUUUCCUUGUGGGAUUCAUCUGUUACUCAGCCUUUCGGUUAAUCCCUUCAGAAACCUACCCCAACUCCCCAGCUUGUAAAACUCAUCUUACAUGUGACGCUGGAGGAAAAUCAAGAGUAGCAAUGCUGCCAGAGGUUUGAGGCAGGUGCAGGAGGGAUUGGCUCCCCCCCCCGCCCCGGGUAAAGCAGAGACGUGGCAUUGGCAUCAGUAUCACCUCCCCAGCAAGGUUGGCGAAUGCUGUAUAAAGAGCAACACUUCCAUUGAGGUCUUACUAGAGAAAGAGGAGAUGAAAAGUGAGAAACCCGGAGUAAGGACUGUAGCCAAUGAGUGAAGUGCAAUGAGGCUAUUUCCAUGUACUAAGUUAAGCUCUUUACAGUACCUCCAUGAACCUCAUAGGCUAUGUCUCUGGGAUGGGAGCACUUGCUUUCAGUUGAGAUGGCUGGAGCUUUUCACUACCGAUAGCUCUUGAAGUCUGACCACAGGUCUAAAUUUAGAUUGGUCUGAUUUAUAUUUUCUUUGACGGGUAUUUGUAGAGUCUGGUAAUCUUCACACCUUCUUUAGGUUCCUAAAGCACCCCCGAUGCUUUCACUGAUCCAGUCCACUAUGCCAGAGAGCCUUGAAGACAUCAGGCUAGAGAGAGCGUAGUGGGUGCCAAAUCUCAUUGGAGCUGUAUGGGAUAGAUGGGCAAGAGAAGACUGGUCAGAGGUGGCAACAAAGGAUUUGACUGCCCCUUUAAACUUACCGUAACAUUCCUUGUUAACCAGAACUCUGGAAACUAUUCUGCCUGCUGGCCAGGUUUGUAAACUUAAAAUAAUUUAAGUUAACCUAUGAAAUAAAUCAUCCCCAAGUCCUCGUAAUUCUUAUUUCAUUUGUCAGAAGGGGCAGCGAUCCGUGAUUAGUUCUCUCUCCAAUGAUCUAGCUACGUUUUAAAGAUAGGCAAGCUGAACUGGUGUAGUCUUGGGCCUCUCAUGCUCUUGAGUAAUCAGAAGACCACUAUCAAUAUACCUUUUAGGACCUCAUUGCCUUUUCCCUGCGCAUGCACUUCACUGACAUUGAAGUUCUGCCCUAAAAUAUUCUACUUCAUUUGGGGGGAAAAAAGGAUGUAGUUCGCUGCUUUGCAUACAGCAGUAAGCUUUGUAUGUAUUUUUAAAAGUCUAUAAAUAUUGAUCACAUUCACUCUCUGAUGUAUUUUAACUCUAUUCUUUAUUCAUAAUAAACACUGACUCAGAACAUCUAUGUCCAGUUCAGUUUGCCUAUGGUUAAAGUUUAGCCUGGUGUUUGUUUUGUACUAGCAUGGAAUGCACUAGAGCAAUCUACAGACUGUUGAGGAUGUGCAUUACAAUAUCACUCUAUACCUCUGCAUCCAGUUCUUGGGGUUUUUUAUGCUUUGCAUUCUUUUGUGUUGAAUCUGUAAAAUAAAUAAAAAUAAAAAAGUUAAAAUGUUGCAAAAAUAAAAUUUAAAAAAGAGGGUAAAACAAUAAUUGCUGUAUGUUAAUUUGUAAUUAUGUAAAAAGUGAGCAGGUUAUUGACUGUAAAAUUCUUCAUUUUUCUGUAAUUUGCCAGAAACCAUCAGGUUUUGUAACAUUUAGCUUUUAUUUAUCUUCCUUUCUAGUUAGCAGCAGCAACCUCUUGUAAAGACAUUUUUUUUCCUCUAAAUAAAUUUGAUUUUAAGUCUGA
Gopherus evgoodei (Goodes thornscrub tortoise) is the source of this 14132-nucleotide messenger RNA. RefSeq names its product A-kinase anchoring protein 13 (gene AKAP13). The transcript is spliced from 41 exons. Gene Ontology annotation, molecular function: MAP kinase scaffold activity; guanyl-nucleotide exchange factor activity. The record is from RefSeq and is a predicted model, not a curated record. Gene Ontology annotation, biological process: adrenergic receptor signaling pathway; positive regulation of canonical NF-kappaB signal transduction; regulation of Rho protein signal transduction. Lineage: Eukaryota; Metazoa; Chordata; Testudines; Testudinidae. Gene Ontology annotation, cellular component: actin cytoskeleton; membrane. Bases 237 to 8552 code for a protein of 2771 amino acids.